Symbiodinium necroappetens is the source of this 4537-nucleotide messenger RNA. NCBI's taxonomy places the organism in Eukaryota, Dinophyceae, Suessiales, Symbiodiniaceae. The record is from the annotation of a GenBank genome assembly.
AUGCCCCUGGUGUUGAACCGUGGACUUCUGGAGGUUCUUGCUGAGGCGCAGACCGGGGGCAUCGCAGGGCAGUACCCCGACUCGACUCCGUUGUCCGAGUUUUUCACCGCGAUCGCCACGGCGCUCCUGGAGGUGGUCGCGAGACCCGAUGCGGAUGAGCGUCAGCUACGCAUGGCGGGGUACAACGCUCUAAGCGUCCUCGUCAGCAAGGCAGGCAACGACUGCUUGCCCCACAUGCAGGCCUUGACGCAGGAGAUGCUGAAGCACUUGCAAGCAUCCUACAAGUCCAUCGACCGCGAGUGCGAGUUGCAGGGCUACAUCUGUGGGGUGCUGACUUCGCUUGUGUCACGUCUCAGGGAGAAGGUGGCUAUGGCGGCCAACCAGAUCAUGGAGGAGGCGCUGAAGGUGAUCUCGGCCUAUCAGCAGGUUCGCGGGGGUGCGCAGGUUCUGCACGAAGAGGCUUUGCUUCUCAUCGUCGCUUUGGCGAAUGCGGCCGGCUCGGGCUUCGAGCGCUUCAUGCCGCAUUUCGCUCCGCACCUCCAGGUCGGACUUCAGAACUACGAGGAGGUGCAGGUUUGUCUGACGACCACCCGGAUGGUCGGAGACUUGUGCACGGCGCUAGAGGGCAAGAUCGUCAGCUAUUGCGACACGAUCUUGCAGAUCCUGUACACCAACCUCCGAAACCCGGCGGUGGACCGCAAGAUCAAGGCAGCCGUGAUGACGAGCUUCGGUGACAUUGCCAUGGCCAUCACCGGAGACUUCGAGCAGUACCUCGGCCCGGUGGUGCAGAUGCUCCGGGAAGCCUCCUCCACAAGGCUGGCCGAUGGUCCAGCCGACAGCGAAGAGUGGGUCGAGUACUUGAACAGCCUCCGAGAAGGAGUUCUGGAAGCGUACUCCGGAAUCAUCCACGGGCUGAAGGAGUCAGGUAAGCUGCACCUCUUCAAGGAGCACGUCAACACGGUGCUGAUGCUCGUCAAAGAGAUCAGCGAGGAUCCGACGACGCAGCUGCCCGUGAUCAAGGCGGCGGUGGGAGUGGUGGGCGACUUGGUCCUCGUCUUCCAAACCGAGCUGACGGCCUACGUGGGCAAAGCCCCGUUUCUCGUGCAGCUGGUUCAGGCAGCUUUGAGGAGCCAGGAUCCAAAGCUGCUGCAGAGUGCGCAGUGGCUACAAGGCAUGCUCAUGAAGCUUCGGUCUCAGUCUCCCAUCAAUUUGCACCUAACGAUCCUGGCGGACAGCGGCAAGAGUAGCAACGUGGUCGCCACCGAUGAGUCUGCUUUGGGGGUGCACGCGACGCAGGCUGUUGCCAGGAUGGCCAAAGUAGCGUCCAAAGAGGGCAAGACCGGCGAUCUGUCGCUGUCGUCGGAGCAUGAUGAGAGGGCUGCCCUCAUGCAGGAUGCUGGUGUUGCCAAAACUACGGGCACGGUCAUGGGAAGCCCCAUUCAGUUGGAUUUCCCGCCUACCCAGUUUGUCAUGGUCUUCCCGUAUCCCGAAGGCAGCCAUGAUGACUCCGUGAAGCAAAGCUAUCGGGAGCCCGUGGAAGAGCCGAGUGCGGCCUGGGAGGCCAUCUUCCAUGGACGUGAGAAGCCCGCCCUUGUCAAGGAUGGCAUCUCCAAGCAGGACUUCAUCGCGGCGGUGAAGGAUGGCGUGAUUGAUGUCUUGGAAGGUGAUGGCUGCAACAUUGUGGACUUCUUCUCUGUGGAUGGCGACGAGCACUUCGUCACCAUAGCGAUCGAGGACCCCAAGACUUUCAGCAUCCUCGCGGCGAAGCACGAGGCCCGAGCCAGGGUGAAGCCGGAGGCCUACAGGAACGCCAAGAAGAAGGUCCCCACUGACCAGAAGAUGCGCAAGGGCAAGGACUUUGACUUUGUCCAUGUCAAUUUCGGAGAGCGCCACCUCAAUGGCGCGACCAUCGACAACACAUGCACGGCCUUCGUGCGCUACGCGGAGGACAUCAAGGAGAAGCUCGAGGAUCUCAGCGAACCUGACAAGCUCCGGGUCGCCCGAAGGACCAUCACGCAGCACCUCAGCCUCCCAGCGCUGGAGCAGGCGGAAGUCAUCACCAAGUUCUUCGCUGCGCACGAUUGGGAGAAAGUUCAGGAGCUUUAUGCCCGCGGUUGGAGCAACCCGCUGAAGUUCUAUCAAUGGCCCGGCGCCCAAAUGCCAGACUACCUUGCAACCUACUUUGGCAUGCAAGUGGCCUACUUCUUCCAUUUUUACAACUCAUUCAUAAAGUGGCUGUCGAUCCCAGCGAUUCUGAGUGUCGUCGUCGUGAUCAUACGCCACAUCGACGUCCUGAGCCUGUACCAGAUCCACCUGAUGAACAGCGCCUUCGGGGCCGGGCUCUGCUUGUGGACGACGGCCUUCCUGGCAGCAAGCUACAAGCAAGACAUGGACUUCAAGACCUUGAGCUGGGGCAUGCAGGGCGCAAGUGCGGAAGUGGCUCAAGUCCGCAAGAGUUUCCGCGAUGAGCUCCGCGGCACCUGCCGGGAGACGCUGCAAAACCUGUUCCACUGGGUCUUGUGCGUCCUCUUCAUCGCGGAGACGAUCGGGGCCGUCGCCUAUUUGACGGAAGCGCGAAGCGUGGCCAGGGAUAAUCCGGAAGAGUCUACGAUGGGAAUCCCGAACACCAUCUUCGUGCUGGCUGCGAAGUAUCUUGUCACAGUGAACAUCAAGGUUGUGGAUUUCGCGUGGAUGUCUCUUUCUCCUUGGUUGAGCGGACGCGAGAACUGGCGUACCGACGCUGAGCUGAAGUCGGCGAUGACUCUGAAGAUCUUCGCGGUGAAGUUCGUUGUCUUCUACUACCCCUUCGUCUACACCCUCUUCAUCCAGCCCGUCGUGGACGGUUGCGAGGUGGUGAAGGGCCGGGAGGAUCAUCCGCUGCAAGGCUGUCUUCAGCAAGUGCGCUCCGACCUGGGCGUCUUCUUCAUCACCCAGGUGAUCUCCGAGGUGGUGGAGGUCGCGGUGUCCAUCGCCAUGAUGUACCGGACCAUCAAAGCGGAGAUCUCCCGGAAGAGCGAAGGCCGGCAGCACCUGAGCUACCUGGAGUUCCAGGCGCUGGGGACUCCUUACACGGUGACGGAUGAGGUCGCCGACUACAUGGACGUCGUGUUCAACUUCGGCUUUAUUGCCAUGUUUGGAGUGACGAUGCCCCCCAUGUGCAUCCUCUGCUUCUUGGCCAGCUUCCCUUUGAAGAGGCUGGCCGGCUACAAGUUCUGCUACGUUCAGCAAAGGGUGAUCCCCCGCUCCCAGGAAGGCAUCGGGUCCUGGAUUGGCAUCUUGAACUUCGUGGCCUACAUGGGCGUUACAAUCACGUGCUACAUAGCUAUCUUCAUCUUCCACGUCGAGCAUGCGGAUCAACUCCAGAUGCUCCUGACUUUCAUCAUAGCCGAGCGCGCCGUGGGCAUCUUCAAGUUCGCGAUCGAGGCCUUCCUCUCUUCCAAGUCCGUGUCGCAGCAGCGGAUCGAGGAGUACAACGAGGAUGCCGGGGGCCCCGGCCCGCUCCGCGGCCAGCGCUCCGCUCAGAGCGCCGCUGUGCUGCGAGGUGCGCGCGUGCUGCCCUGGACACUGCAGGACACCACGGCGGUGGCGGUGCCCAAGGGAAGGCGUUCACACGUGUCCAAGGGCGCCAUUUUGCCAGCUGGAAUUUUUGCGAUGCAGAAGUACUACAUCAAGCAUCCCGACGGGACCUUGACGUCCCACUAUGGAGUUGUGCCGGGCACCGCGGCAGCGCCCGCAGCGCAGCCCGCAGCGCAGCCCGCGGCCCUAGCCACAGCCCUGCCGGCAGCGCAGCCGGCACUGCCCACGGCACUGCCUCCUCGAGUAGCCACUGCUACACCCACGUCGGUAGCCCCACAGAGCCUGCGAGCGGUUUAUGCCGCCCCUCUUUUGGCGCCAGCCACCAGCAUCGGCGUCACCCCAACCAUGACCGGAACCACUACUCAGCCACUUGUGGCGCAACCGAUUGUGACCAAGGCAUCCAUGCCGUCCGCGACGGCCGCGACGGGUGGUGGAGGCAAGAUGGGGGAGUUGUGGCCCCUUUACGAAGCCAAGAUGAAGAAGGAAGGCCUCAACGAUGCAGCGAUUGCUGCCUUCAAGUACAACUACUCCGUUCUGACGUCUGGUCAAGACACAAUGAUCCCGGAGAGCUCCAUCAGCCCCGUGGACUCCCUCCCCAGCUACGAGUCCUUGAACGUUACCGAGGACUCCUCGCUGCUGAGGCGGACGGCACCUCGGCGGCAGGAGGGAAAGGGACUCUUGAUUUUAGUGGUCCUGAAGCUGAAUGGUGGCCUGGGCACCGGCAUGGGCUUGGAGAAAGCAAAGUCUCUGCUGCCGGUGAAGCAGGGCCUCACCUUUCUGGAGUGGGACCUCAUCGCCCAGCAGGUGGAGUCCAUGAAGGUGAAGUUCAUGCUGAUGAACUCCUUCUCGACCUCCGAAGACACCUUGGAGGCGCUGGCCAAGUACCCAUCCUUGGGCACAGGCAGCGACCUGGAGUUCGUGCAGAACAAGGCCCCGAAGGUCACCGAGGAGGAGAGCGAGA